AUGCGGGACACGGUCCGCUUGACGGCCCUGGUUGUCCCUGGUCACGCACGACACCAACAUCAGAACUGGUUUGAUGACAACGACACCACCAUCAGCAACUUACUCGCCGAGAGCAACCGACUGCACAAAGUCCACGGCAAUUGCCCUACUGAAGACAGCAAAGCAGCCUUCUACCGUAAUCGCCGCCCUGUGCAACAGCGGCUGCGCGAGAUGCAGGAAACCUGGAUGGUUUACAAGGCCGAGGAGAUCCAAGGAUACGCGGACCGCAACGAAUGGAAGAAGUUAUUCGCCGCGAUCAAGGCUGUCUACGGUCCCACAACCAAAGCAACUGCUCCUCUUCUCAGCGCCGAUGGCAGUACCCUACCCAUUCAGUAG
Spirometra erinaceieuropaei is the source of this 375-nucleotide messenger RNA. The record is from the annotation of a GenBank genome assembly. NCBI's taxonomy places the organism in Eukaryota, Metazoa, Platyhelminthes, Cestoda, Diphyllobothriidea, Diphyllobothriidae.